This is a messenger RNA of Cryphonectria parasitica EP155, 486 nucleotides long. RefSeq lists its product as uncharacterized. NCBI's taxonomy places the organism in Eukaryota, Fungi, Ascomycota, Sordariomycetes, Diaporthales, Cryphonectriaceae. The record is from RefSeq and is a predicted model, not a curated record. The transcript has 6 exons. The coding region runs from base 1 to 486 and encodes 161 amino acids.
AUGGCCGCGAGUGUGUUACUACCUCAAGCACAGGGGGCGUGGAGAUCAGAUCAAACGAUGAAGAAUUUCCGCUCUGUUGCAACAAUGUUAGCUACCAAAUGCACUUUUCUGCCAGAACUCAAUUUGCCAAUGAUCCCCAUCAACUCGAUGAAAUCAGCUGGGACUGACUGGAUCCUAGUUUCUCAUCUUUGUUGGUUUGUUAGCCAGGCAGUUUGCAGCGGAAUAUACUACGAGCUAGCUUAUCGACUCGUUGCCUCAGACAGGGGUUCUCUUUGUUGCUCGAUAUACUCCAGAGCAUUGAGCCUCAACAUCACGACACUUGAUGAAUCAAUAGCUGUGACGCUCAUGUCCACCGAUAUGGAAAAUCUUUGUCAGAGUGCUGCCACUUUGCGAAACCUGGGCCUCCCUGCUAGUGUGAAAUUGCUUUAUCCCGCUGGUCUAAGCAGCUCAGCAGGGCUGCCCUGGGCCCUACCAUCGCUGCAAUAG